AAUUACUUCACCUGGGACAGCUGCUUCUCUCUUUUGCUCAGGCCCGUAGCACUGCAGGAUGGGCAAGUGUCGUGGACCUCAUACUGCUAGGAAUCUCUGUAGUCACCAACAAGAUCAGAAGUGGCAUGAUAAACAGUACAAGAAAGCCCAUUUGGGCACAGCCCUGAAGGCCAACCCUUUUGGAGGUGCUUCUCAUGCAAAAGGAAUUGUGCUGGGAAAAGUAGGAGUUGAAGCCAAAAAGCCAAAUUCUGCCAUUAGGAAGUGUGUCAGGGUCCAGUGGAUCAAGGAUGGCAAGAAAAUCACAGCCUUUGUACUCAGUGAUGGUUGCUUGAACCUUAUUGAGGAAAACCAUAAAGCUCUGGUUGCUGGAUUUGGUCAAAAAGGUCAUGCUGUUGGUGAUAUUUCUGGAGUUCGCUUUCAGGUUGUCAAAGUAGCCUGUGUCUUUCUUUUGGCCCUAUACAAAGGCAAGAAGGAAAGACCAAGAUCAUAAAUUUUAAUGGUGAAAACACUGUAGUAAUAAAUGUUCAUAUGCCAAAAAGAAAAAAAAGAAAUUAUGUCACCUGGGACAAUGGUGCCAUCAGUCAGCCUGUCCUCAAAGGAACCCUCUGGACAUGGACCCAACUGUCCAUGUAGAUGGGGUAUCCCAAAGGGAGCUCUGCCCUGCCUACAGGGUUCCCCUCCCUGGGCUGGAGUCCAAGCUCAUCCACUACCUUGGAACAUUCCCUUAACCCUGCAUCUCCAGCUCCAACAAAUGGGCAGCUGGCCGGAUAUGAAGAUGUUUCCUCUCCUGGCCUUCUACUUGAGGGAGACAGGGAGGAGCUCUAAUAGUUUACAUAGGACUCAAACACUGUCUGUCACCUAGGGAAACAGUGCACGUGAGAUGACAUUGCAAUUUUACAUGUCUCCUCAUGCAUUCAGUAGAGCUUUAUUUUAGGUUUAUAGGUCCGUGAGGCAACCUGUCUCUUCUUCAGUUUCCUUAUACUGUACUCUGGUCCCCUUUGGAUUUGACAGUCUCAUUUCAAUCUGCCCUCUAGGCCAGAUAGCUAGGUCUCAAGUAAGAAGGAUUCUAAUGCAAAACAAAAAGUUCUAAUGUUUACAAGGAGCAAAGGGAUGCUUAGUUUAAAGUCUAUAUUCGAGGCUGUUCACGAGUGUGAGGCCUGGGUCAAAUGACUCUCCUGACCCAAAUCCUUACUCCACAAUAGACUACGUGGAGAUCGAGAACUGAGAGUUGAUCCCAAGUACAGCUACUCAGGUUGUGAUUAGU
Pan troglodytes (chimpanzee) is the source of this 1264-nucleotide messenger RNA. RefSeq names its product small ribosomal subunit protein uS12-like. NCBI's taxonomy places the organism in Eukaryota, Metazoa, Chordata, Mammalia, Primates, Hominidae. Gene Ontology annotation, molecular function: structural constituent of ribosome. The transcript has a single exon. The record is from RefSeq and is a predicted model, not a curated record. Gene Ontology annotation, cellular component: ribosome; small ribosomal subunit. Gene Ontology annotation, biological process: translation. Bases 59 to 490 code for a protein of 143 amino acids.